Messenger RNA from Capronia coronata CBS 617.96, 1728 nucleotides. RefSeq lists its product as uncharacterized. The transcript is spliced from 2 exons. The record is from RefSeq and is a predicted model, not a curated record. Bases 1 to 1728 code for a protein of 575 amino acids. Gene Ontology annotation, molecular function: protein binding. NCBI's taxonomy places the organism in Eukaryota, Fungi, Ascomycota, Eurotiomycetes, Chaetothyriales, Herpotrichiellaceae.
AUGGCGAUCAGGGAUAUAACAGUCGAAGAAAUCGACACCAUGUCGAGCUGGGCUGCAGAGCGCCUACAUGUUGACAAGCCUGACUUUGAGUGGACCCGAUCUGUUGCCCAGACGUAUCGACAGUUCGGGCACCACGAUGAAGCUAUCCAAGCCUAUGGGAGGGCAACUGAGUUGCAGCAAGACCACUGGUCCAUCGACUAUGGGCUGGGAGAAUGGUCAAAAACAGCUGAGCUGCUUGAGAAUAUCAUUCGACGAGUUGAAGCAAGCGAGGAUAAAGGAUCUUCUCCUGCAGAAGUCAUCACUAAGAUUCGUUUUUGGCUUGCGUGGGCCUGGGUACAAGUGGACCAGCACGAGAAGGCCAUUGCAGUGUACGAUGGACUUUUAGCAACAAACCCUGGCGAUUACGCUUCGAUAUUGAGAAAGAUAGUUGCGCUACGACGGCAAGAAAGGUAUGAAGACAUCAUCGAAUUCUUGCAACAGCUACAACGAGACAAGGAUCCUGCAUACGGCAUCAGUCGACUGAGCAUGACAUUCCACAGCAACGUCUAUGCGAUGGCGCUACAUAACGGGGUCGUGCUCGCCGGCAAGAAGACAGGUAACCUUCCGUUUGUGCAGGCGGCUUAUCGAAGUGCAAUAGAGCAAGCCAUGGAUCAGGAAUACUUGCCCAUGGAGCCGCACACAAAGGCACGAUAUCGGGUCGCGUUAACCAGUGAGCUGGCAGACAUCCUUUACAAAUACCCGCAGGAUCCAGAGGACCAAGAGGAAGCCUUGGAAUUGUGGGAGACUUGCUUGGCCGAUGCCGAUGACAUUGGCCUGGCCCCCGCCCGCCUCUCCAUUGCAAAGUCUCUCUCGACUGUGUACGCUGAGCAACUGCAUCAGGUUGGCUCCGAUACCAAGCAGACCGACGAGAUUCUCGAUAGACUUUUGCAAUUGUCUGGGGAAACGACUGCGGACCUGGCUGCGGACUUCGGUGGUGCGUUCGUUAGUACCGUCGACACCCGGCUGCUCGUGGGGCGCUACUACAGUAAGGUCGGGAUGAAGAAGGAGGCUGAAGAUUGUCUCCGUAGUCACAUCAGAAUCGGCAUUGACCUAUUGUCAGACGAUGAUCCAAGCAAUGACUGGCAAGGGUAUCUACGGCUGGCCAGCACUCUGAUGUACUACGGGGAUAAAGAAAAUGCGCUCGCGGCGUGGUCGCUGAUCGGACCAAACGAGUUCAAUAAGCGGAAGGACGUUGAUGGACUCGACAAGGCCAAUGAUUCUACCGGUGGCAAUGCGUCUGGACGGAAACAGGAAGACGACGAUAUCACCCUGAAGCAGGAAAUGAACAAGGGGGUGUCCUCCGAUGGACAGCAAGAGCCCGAUCAACCCUCUCCUCUUGCUCGAGCGAACAAGACCUUGCGAAGGAUCAAAGGCCCACUGCCGCCCUACGGUUGUGACGGUGGGAGCUGUGAGCACUGGUGGACGUAUGCAAACGACAUCUACGUCUGCAUGGAUUGUCUAGACAUGAUGUUUGCGAAACCGUGUUAUGAACUGCUUCUCAAAGAUGCCCUCGAGCUCAGGACCUGCAACCCGACGCACGACUUUCUUCACAUCCCUUCAUGGGACGAACACGAGGCGGAGCAGAGAGGUCCGAAACAUGUGCGUCAAGCGGGAAAGAUAAUACCUGUCGACGAACGGAUCAAGGAAAUUCGGAGAGACUGGCAGCUGGAGGGUGAUCAGACAAGGUGA